Messenger RNA from Malassezia restricta, 747 nucleotides. Its product is annotated as SNARE complex subunit Vam7. The transcript has a single exon. NCBI's taxonomy places the organism in Eukaryota, Fungi, Basidiomycota, Malasseziomycetes, Malasseziales, Malasseziaceae. The record is from RefSeq and is a predicted model, not a curated record. Gene Ontology annotation, molecular function: phosphatidylinositol binding. Bases 1 to 747 code for a protein of 248 amino acids.
AUGGCGGGCGUGCCCAUUCAGCAAAUAGCCGUACCUUCGUUCGAGUACAAAGAGCAUCCUACUCAACAUGUCGUGUAUGCCGUCCAGAUAACCAUGCCCGAUCGUACAUGGACCGUGUACCGGCGCUAUACUGACUUUUGCAACCUACACGAGCAAAUUACACCACCUAUACCUCCCGCGCCGCUCCCGCCCAAGCAUCGUCUGAAGCAGACUUGGCGUAUGAUCACAGGACUCGGAGGCUUGCUCGCCAACACGGAGAUCCAAAAGCACGAGGACAAACUCGAUUUGGAGAUACGCCGUGCUGGCCUUGAAAAGUAUUUGCGUGCGAUUGUGGCAUCACCUAGUCCGCACUGGCGUGAAAGUGAUGCCUUUAUGACAUUUGUCGAUGUGCAAGAGCCGGCGUGGCCUGAGCCCUCGUGGAAUCCACGCAUGACACAACGACCUCCACAACCCAAGAUACCGCUCCGACCAUGGCGCGACGCGGCUGAGCCGGCGCGCGAGACGAACACGACGAGACCUAUGACGGAUGCCGAACUGCUUCGGUAUCAGACAAAUACUCUCAUGCAUGCCCAAGACGAGCAAGCGAAUGCUCUUUCUGCUAUCCUACGUCGACAGCACGAUUUGGGCAUCCACAUCCACCAUGAACUGAACGUACAUCACGAGCUACUGGAAGACCUGCACAACGACGUACAACAUACGCAAGGGCGUAUGGAUGCGGCUGAUGCUCGCAUGAAACUAAUGAAAUAA